Coregonus sp. 'balchen' is the source of this 11837-nucleotide messenger RNA. The record is from the annotation of a GenBank genome assembly. NCBI's taxonomy places the organism in Eukaryota, Metazoa, Chordata, Actinopteri, Salmoniformes, Salmonidae.
AUGUCAGAACAAGACGCAGAAACGUCGGGGCUCAACGGCAACGCUGAUGAACAAAAUGUGAAUAAAGAGGGGAAAGCCCCUGAACCGGAAUUAGGUGAAUCUCAGGUUGAAAGCAAUACCACUGUAGACACGCCUCCAGAUGUACAAGAUAGCGAUGCUGUGGAAAAGACUGAAACUGGCGAGGUGGUGGGGGAAGCGAUGCCCAAGUCAACUUUUUUGACAUCAGGUGAGGAGGACACAGUGGAGGCGACAGCUCAAGCGGACCUUCCAGAGGACAGCAGGCAAGAUGGAGCAUCACCAAAUAAAACAACCAUCUCAAAUGAUGCUGGGAACUCAACAGCCACUGGUAAGAAAGAUAAUUUACAAAGUAUCACAAUAAUAAUAGUAGUUUCAUGAUAGGAAGGGCAUUUGUCUGCUUUAUCAUGUUUCUCUCAAUCAUAUUCUGUGUUGGACAUGUUGUUUAUCUUCUCUAUUGUAGUGAAGAUCAUGCUGAUGCCGGAGGGCCACGUGAUGACGAUGGCCUUUGCAAUUGGGCUGACCAUCAAGGAGUUGAAGUUUCACUUUGCAAAUGAGCUGAAAGUGCCAUCAGAAGUCAUACAGAUCUCUCUUAGUGGUAAGCCUUUCUACUAACUGCUAAGGCCUUGACUUUCUUGGUUUAUGCAUUAUGAUUUAUGUCUUUGGCCAUCCAGGCAGGAUGGUAGAGGACCAUAGGACCCUGAUAGAGCUGGGAGUGCAGCCUCAUGGCACCAUCCAGUUAGAGAUGACCUCGUCUGACCCUGAAAACCACCCCAUCCGUCCUGUCAAGCCACAGCAGGACUACAACAUGCCUGAUGUCAUCACUGUCCGAGUCCAGACAGGUAUUUUUUACUAGUCUUUCUCUACCCAUCUUCUGGGAGACAAUACCAUACUGUUGCAGGGCCAGCUUUCAUGGAUGAUAGUCACAUGCGUUGCAUCCUUUAUCUGUAUAUUUCUGUCUCCCUUUCCCCCCCUUGCUCUCCCGCUCUCCCAGACCCAGAGACAUUCCAGGAUGUGGUGGUGGAGAUUGAGAGGGCCACCCAUAGGAAGGCUUUCCUGGGAGGCUACAGACACAAGGCCACAGAGACAGAGUACCACCAUGCAGCUGUACAGACCAUAGCUAAGAGGAAACCCAUUACGGGGGUGGGGACCUUCAGCCGCAAUACACAGGUACACACACACACACACUAGUCCUGAGCGAUUAACUGACAUUUGUUAUUUUGAAUUUUUUGAACAACUAAUUGACCGACGUCGGUUCAAUUAUUUGAAUUCCAUUUAGUUCUGUUUUUUUCUGUGGCUCAAUGCGCAGUUUCCUUAGAGAUACACUACGUGACCAAAAACAUUUCUGUAUGGACCUCGCUUUUUGCACUGGGAAUUGUCAUGCUGAAACAGGAAAGGGCCUUCCCCAAACUGUUGCCACAAAGUUGGAAGCACAGAAUCGUCUAGAAUGUAAUUGUAUGCUGUAGCGUUAAGAUUCCCUUCACUGGAACUAAAGGGCCUAGCCCAAACCAUGAAAAACAGCCCCAGACCAUUAUUCCUCCUCCAUCCAAACUUUACAGUUGGCACCAUGCAGUCGGGCAGGUAGCGUUCUCCUGGCAUCCGCCAAACCUAGAUUCGUCUGUCGGACUGCCAGAUGGUGAAGCGUGAUUCAUCACUCCAGAGAACACGUUUCCACUGCUCCAGAGUCCAAUGGCGGCGAGCUUUACACCACUCCAGCCGACACUUGGCAUUGCUUAUGGUGAUCUUAUGCUUGUAUGCGGCUGCUCGGCCAUGGAAACCCAUUUCAUGACGCUCCCGACGAACAGUUCCUGUGCUUGUGUUGCUUCCAGAGGCAGUUUGGAACUCGGUAGUGAGUGUUGCAACCGAGGACAGACGAUUUUUACACGCUACGUUCUUCAGCACUUGGCGGUCCCGUUCUGUGAGCUUGUGUGGCCUACCACUUUGAGGCGUAGCCGUUGUUGGUCAGACGUUUCCAAUUCACAAUAACGGCACUUACAGUUUACCGGGGCAGCUCUAGCAGGGCAGAAAUUUGACGAACUGGUUUGUUGGAAAGGUGGCAUCCUAUGAUGGUGCUACAUUGAAAGUCACUGAGCUCUUCAGUAAGGCCAUUCUACAGCCAAUGUUUGUCUAUGGAGAUUGCAUGGCUGUGUGCUCGAUUUUAGACACCUGUCAGCAACGGGUGUGGCUGAAAUCGCCUAAUCCACUAAUUUGAAGGGGUGUCCACAUACUUUUGUAUAUAUAGUGUAAAUCAGAUCAAGCCCGAACUGUGCGAUGUACAGUGAGGGAAAAAAGUAUUUGAUCCCCUGCUGAUUGUGUACGUUUGUCCACUGACAAAGAAAUUAUCAGUCUAUAAUUUUAAUGGUAGGUUUAUUUGAACAGUGAGAGACAGAAUAACAACAAAAAAAUACAGAAGAACGCAUGUCAAAAAUGUUAUAAAUUGAUUUGCAUUUUAAUGAGGGAAAUAAGUAUUUGACCCCCUCUCAAUCAGAAAGAUUUCUGGCUCCCAGGUGUCUUUUAUACAGGUAACGAGCUGAGAUUAGGAGCACACUCUUAAAGGGAGAGGGAGAGGAGAUAAUUUCUUUGUCAGUGGGCAAACGUACAAAAUCAGCAGGGGAUCAAAUACUUUUUUCCCUCACUGUAGUAGGGUGUUGUAGUUUCCAACAGGCCAAUAUUCUACAUAGUUUAGCGCAGAAAACAUGGUAAUUAACUACAAGGACCAUAAUCCAUUGUGUGCCUACUUGUCCGGUCUGUGUGGGACAGACACGGAGAGGGAGAGGAGCGAUCGAGAGGGAUAGAGAGCAGUUGCUUCGUGGGGUAUCGCUACCUGAAAAUACAUUGAUAGUUGGUAUUGUGAUUUUGUCAGACAGCAUAGGCAGCAGCUCUAUAGAAAUGACAUGAUGUCUUGGAAUAAAGUAAUCAAAUAAAACAAAUGUAAUAUACACAACAACUGAAAUAUUUUAUUCAAGUAAAGUAAUGUGAAUAAAUGUUGUUGUUACAGCAUUCAACCCACAUAAAGCAUAGUGCAUUUAAUGUGUAAAAAAAGGUUUGAAACCAAAAACAAACAACAAAUAUAUAUAUAUAUACAGUACCAGUCAAAAGUUUGGACACACCUACUCAUUGAAGAGUUUUCCUUUCUUUAUUUCUACAUUGUAGAAUAAUAAUGAAGACAUCAAAACUAUGAAAUAACACAUGGAAUCAUGUAGUAACCAAAAAAGUGUUAAACAAAUCAAAAUAUAUUUUAUAUUUGAGAUUCUUCAAAUCGCCACCCUUUGCAUUGAUGACAGCUUUGCACACUCUUGGCAUUCUCUCAACCAGCUUCACCUGAAAUGCUUUUCCAACAGUCUUGAAGGAGUUCCCACAUAUGCUGAGCACUUGUUGGCUGCUUUUCCUUCACUCUGCCGUCUGACUCAUCCCAAACCAUCUCAAUUGGGUUGAGGUCAGGGGAUUGUGGAGGCCAGGUCAUCUGAUGCAGCACUCCAUCACUCUCCUUCUCGGUAAAAUAGCCCUUACACAGCCUGGAGGUGUGUUGGGUCAUUGUCCUGUUGAAAAUCAAAUUAUAGUCCCACUAAGCCCAAACCAGAUGGGAUGGCGUAUCGCUGCAGAAUGCUGUUGUAGCCGUGCUGGUUAAGUGUGCCUUGAAUUAUAAAUGAAUCACAGACAGUGUCACCAGCAAAGCACCCCCACACCAUAACACCUCCUCCUCCGUGCUUUAUGGUGGGAACUACACAUGCGGAGAUCAUCCGUUCACCCACACCACCAAAGACACGGCUUGAACCAAAAAUCUGGACUCCAGACCAAAGGACACAUUUCCAACAGUCUAAUGUCCAUUGCUUGUGUUUCUUGGCCCAAGCAGGUCUCUUCUUAUUAUUAUUGGUUUCCUUUAGUAGUGGUUUCUUUGCAGAAAUUCGACCAUGAAGGCCUGAUUCACACAGUCCCCUCUGAACAGUUGAUGUUGAGAUGUGUCUGUGACUUGAACUCUGUGAAGCAUUUAUUUGGGCUGGUAACUCUGAUGAACUUAUCCUCUGCAGCAGAGGUAACUCUGGGUCUUCCAUUCCUGUGGUGAUCCUCAUGAGAGCCAGUUUCAUCAUAGUGCUUGAUGGUCUUUGCGACUGCACUUGAAGAAACUUUCAAAGUUCUUGACAUUUUCCGUAUUGACUGACCUUCAUGUCUUAAAGUAAUGAUGGACUGUCGUUUCUCUUUGCUUAUUUGAGCUGUUCUUGCCAUAAUAUGGACUUGGUCUUUUACCAAAUAGGGCUAUCUUCUGUAUACCCCCUACCUUGUCAUAACACAACUGAUUGGCUCAAACGCAUUAAGAAGGAAAGAAAAUCCACAAAUUAAGUUUUAAGAAGUCACACCUGUUUUUUUUGUUUUUUUUUCGGGGGGAAUGGAUCAGCUUAAUAUUGCAGAUAGAUUGUAUCUUCUAUCAAUGUAAUUGUCUGCAUCACUUCCAAUCCCCCAUGUUUAUUUUUAUUUUUUAUAUAUAUAUUCCCCUUUAUUACUUUUCAACCCCACCAUCCUUUCCCUACUUGGAGUAAAUUAGUGAACAACAACGCCCAGGCCUCUACUUCCGGUCUAUACUUACUAUCUACACCUUAUGGACAGAGUUAAUUUUACAAUAAUUCCAUAUAUAUAUAUAUAUAUUUUUUUUUUGCUCCUGAACUUCUUCUACUCGAAACCUCUCCGAUCAUUUUCAUGAUGUCCAUCCGGUUUGCUUCUAAAUGCCAUAUCUUUCUAACUGUGCUCUUUCCCAAAAGCUCCCAACAUACAACCUAUAUACUUAUUAUGGACACAGUAUGCUUACAUUAUUAGCUAUCUUUGUUAUUAUUUGUUAUUAGUCCCAUCCUUCAACUCUAUUCAAUACCUCCCAUCUAUCUCUUAACACCAUCCAUAUAGGAUUUCUAUUUGCCAUAUAUAUUUCAACCGUACUGUGAUGUUUUACAAAAGUUCUGAACCUUUCUAUUCUCAUUGCUUCUACAGAUUGUGAAUUAAAAAUAAACAUUUUUGCUAAAAGUAUUAUUAUAUUAUUGAUUGAUUGACUAUGACUUUUCAGAUCACCCAGUAAUGCUAUCUGCAAGGUUAGUUCCAGGUAAAUAUUGCAAUCCUUUAGCCAUUCCUGGACCUUUGUCCAAAAACAAGCUACAAAUGGACAGAACCAAAACAAAUGAUCUAAUGAUUCUGUCUCUUCACAGCAACAUCUGCAGAGCUGGGAAGAUUGUAUCCCAAAAAUAACAUUAAUGCAAGUUUUAUUAAUGAAUCACUUGCCCUCAUCCUUCGGAGCUCUUUGGUCUUGCCAUGGGGGAAAGUUGGGAAAUCUGAUAUGAUUGCUUCUGUGACAUGUGUCUUUCAUACAGGUAAAAAGCUGAGAUUAGGAGCACCCCUUAAGAGUGUGCUCCUAAUCUCAGCUCGUUACCUGUAUAAAAGACACCUGGGAUGAGAGGGGGUCAAAUACUUUUUCCCUCAUUAAAAUGCAAAUCAAUUUUAACUUUUUUUGACAUCGUUCUUCUGGAUUUUUUUGUUGUUAUUCUGUCUCUCACUGUUCAAAUAACCUACCUUUAAAAAUUAUAGACUGAUCAUUUCUUUGUCAUUGGGCAAACGUACAAAUCAGCAGGGAUCAAAUACUUUUUUCCCUCACUGUAGUGGGGUGUUGUAGUUUCCAACAGGCCAAUAUUCUCCCUAGUUUUUGCGCAGAAAACAUGGUAAUUAACUACAAGGACCAUAAUCCAUUGUGUGGCCUACUUUUUCCGGUCUGUGUGGGACAGACACGGAGAGGGAGAGGAGCGAUCAAGAGGGAUAGAGAGCAGGUUGCUUUGUGGGGUAUCGCUACCUGAAAAUACAUGAUAGUUGGUAUUGUGAUUUUGUCAACAGUAUAGGCAGCAGCUCUAUGGAAAUGACAUGAUGUCUUGGAAUAAAGUAAUCAAAUAAAACAAAUGUAAUAUACACAACACUGAAAUUUUUAUUCAAGUAAAGUAGUGUGAAUAAAUGUUGUUGUUACAAAGCUUUCAACCCACAUAAAGCAUAGUGCUUUUAAAUGUGUAAAAAAGGUUUGAAAACCAAAAAAAACAAAAAAAAUAUAUAUAUACAGUACCAGUCAAAAGUUUGGACACACCUACUCAUUGAAGAGUUUUUUCCUUUCUUUAUUUCUACAUUUUAAAUAAUAAUGAAGACAUCAAAACUAUGAAAUAACAAAAGGAAUCAUGUAUUAAACCCAAAAAGUGUUAAACAAAUCAAAAUAUAUUUUAUAUUUGAGAUUCUUCAAAUCGCCACCCUUUGCAUUGAUGACAGCUUUGCACACUCUUGGCAUUCUCUCAACCAGCUUCACCUGAAAUGCUUUUCCAACAGUCUUGAAGGAGUUCCCACAUAUGCUGAGCACUUGUUGGCUGCUUUUCCUUCACUCUGCCGUCUGACUCAUCCCAAACCAUCUCAAUAGGGUUGAGGUCAGGGGAUUGUGGAGGCCAGGUCAUCUGAUGCAGCACUCCAUCACUCUCCUUCUUGGUAAAAUAGCCCUCACACAGCCUGGAGGUGUGUUGGGUCAUUGUCCUGUUGAAAAUCAAAUUAUAGUCCCAGUAAGCCCAAACCAGAUGGGAUGGCGUAUCGCUGCAGAAUGCUGUUGUAGCCGUGCUGGUUAAGUGUGCCUUGAAUUAUAAAUGAAUCACAGACAGUGUCACCAGCAAAGCACCCCCACACCAUAACACCUCCUCCUCCGUGCUUUAUGGUGGGAACUACACAUGCAGAGAUCAUCCGUUCACCCACACCACCAAAGACACAGCGGUUUGAACCAAAAAUCUCCAAUUUGGACUCCAGACCAAAGGACACAUUUCCAACAGUCUAAUGUCCAUUGCUUGUGUUUCUUGGCCCAAGCAGGUCUCUUCUUAUUAUUAUUGGUUUCCUUUAGUAGUGGUUUCUUUGCAGCAAUUCGACCAUGAAGGCCUGAUUCACACAGUCCCCUCUGAACAGUUGAUGUUGAGAUGUGUCUGUGACUUUUAUUUGGGCUGCAAUUUCUGAGGCUGGUAACUCUGAUGAACUUAUCCUCUGCAGCAGAGGUAACUCUGGGUCUUCCAUUCCUGUGGUGAUCCUCAUGAGAGCCAGUUUCAUCAUAGUGCUUGAUGGUUUUUGCGACUGCACUUGAAGAAACUUUCAAAGUUCUUGACAUUUUCCGUAUUGACUGACCUUCAUGUCUUAAAGUAAUGAUGGACUGUCGUUUCUCUUUCCUUAUUUGAGCUGUUCUUGCCAUAAUAUGGACUUGGUCUUUUUCCAAAUAGGGCUAUCUUCUGUAUACCCCACUACCUUGUCAUAACACAACUGAUUGGCUCAAACGCAUUAAGAAGGAAAGAAAAUCCACAAAUUAACUUUUAAGAAGUCACACCUGUUAAUUGAAAUGCAUUCCAGGUGACUACCUCAUGAAUCUGGUUGAGAGAAUGCCAAGAGUGUGCAAAGCUGUCAUCAAGGCAAAGGGUGGCUAAGAAUCUCAAAUAUAAAGUAUUUGUUUAACACUUUUUUAGUUACUACAUGAUUCCAUAUGUGUUAUUUCAUCGUUUUGAUGUCUUCACUAUUAUUCUACAAUGUAAAAUUUUUUACAAAUAAUGAAAAACCCUUGAAUGAGUAGGUGUGUCCAAACCUUUGACUGGUAGUAUAUAUUAUUUAAAUAAUCUAACCGAAACGACCACAAAAAACACUAAGCACUCAGCACUAACACACACACAUUCAAUGUAUUUUUCAAACAUUCUUUGUUUUUGGCACCUGGAGCUGCAUAAGGUAUGCGAACAAUCCAAUUUUCCCCCUCAGACAGUGACGGUGAAGAGCCAGUUCCAGCAGUGCACCAACAGCACAUCCACCCAGAUGACCAAGAUCGGCUGCUACGUGUCCAACAUGGAGGACAAGCUCAUCUCCCCUGGCUCCUACAUCACCGCCGACCAGUACCACGGCAAGAGACUGAGAGCUGUACGUCCUCUACACAUAGACAGACAGACCUGAAUUUGUAUCUCUGUGCUCACAGCUUUACCCCCACCUAUAGGUGAUUGCUCUGCAAACGUACACGCGGCGCUGGCAGGCCAAGCGGAUGACGGACCGGCUGAGGCAGGACAGGGAGCUGCGUCUGGCCUGGAUGGAGAGAGAGGGGAGGAGGAAGAGGGAGGAGAAAGAUGAGCAGAUCAAGGCUGAGCACCACAGGAGGAUGAACCCACAGUGCAGGGAUGACUUCGCCCUGCUCUACAGUGCCCUGGAGAGUAAGCAGGGACCUCCCUUUGCUGCCCCUGUGUGUGUGUGUGUGUGUCACAGUAGGUUGGUGGCAACUUAAUUGGGGAGGACGGACUUGUGGUAAUGGCUGGAGCUGAAUUGGUGGAAUGGUAUCAAAUACAUCAAACACAUGGUUUCCAUGUGUUUGAUGCCAUUCCAUUCGCUCCGUUCCAGACAUUAUUAUGAGCAUUAUCCCCUCAGCAGCCUCCACUGGUGUGUGUGUGUGUGUGUUUGUGUUUGUGUGUGUUUAAAUCCUCUGUGUGUGUUUGUAACAGAGUGGAGGAGAGAGGAGGUAGAGCACAUCGAUGCCACUCUGGAUGGUGCUGAGAGGAAGGCUGCUCUGUGUGCGCUACUGGAGCAGGAGACCCAGCUCAUUGCCUCCAUCGGACGCCACCGCAUCGCCGCCGGAGAGAGGAAUUACGACAAGGCCGUGCAGGCCUUCCUUGAGAAGGUCAGAGGUCCCCUCCACUCUAUUCUCUCCCACUGCUCUGGGAUAUGUGCGGUGUCCCAUUAAUUCUCUAUCAGAGUUUCCCAUAGCAUUGUAUAGGCAAUGCAGGGUCUCCUUAGUUUGAAUUAAAACGUUUGACCAAAUGAUAUAUUAUUUUUGUAUUUGCCAGUGUGCUGCCCCUAAGAGGUGGCGUGCGUUCGAUGGGAAGAUUACCCAGAUGGACACCCAGUACACCAUCAGAGCCAAGGAGCUGAGAGACCUGUACUCCAGCAUCAACCUGCGCUACCUCAACCAGGAGGAGAGGCUGGAUGUGCUGCUCACACUCAAACACACCGUCAAGGUGGGAACACUUACCCUCAACCCAUACUGACUGAAAAGAUAGAUUCUUCUUGAGCUGUUUUUAGAUAUGAAAUAUACAUACUGAAUUGACAAUUGCCGAUUGUUUUCUUUAAGGACUUUUUAAUUUGUGAGUCAUGAAAAUGCUUCAUAAUCAUAAUGCUUUUGUGUGAUUGUACAGGAGCACGACUGCAAGCUGACCCAGGACAUUGUGGAGUUGAUUGACAGGGAGGCGGACCUCCUGAUGAGGGGGGUGAAGGAGACCAAUCUGGAGGGGCUGAGGAAGAGAAUCUCCACCCUCUUCCUCCAGUACAUCAAAACCCCCACCUUUAACCCUGAGGUGGCCAAACUGCUCAAGGUACACUACAUGACCAAAUGUAUAUGGACACCUGCUCGUCGAACAUCUCAUUCCAAAAUCAUGGGCAUUCAUAUGGAGUUGGUCCCCCCUUUGCUGCUAUAACAGCCUCCACUUUUCUGGGAAAGCUUUCCACUAGAUGUUGGAACAUUGCUGCGGGGACUUGCUUUCAUUCAGCCACAAGAGCAUUAGUGAGGUCGGGCACUGAUGUUGGGUGAUUAGGCCUGGAUUGCAGUCGGCAUUCCAAUUCAUCCCAAAGGUGUUCGAUGGGGUUGAGGUUAGGGCUCUGUGCAGGCCAGUCAAGUUCUUCCACACCGAUCUCGACAAACCAUUUCUGUACGGACCUCGCAUUGUGCACGGUGGCAUUGUCAUGCUGAAACAGGAAAGGGCCUUCCCCAAACUGUUGCCACAAAGUUGGAAGCACAGAAUCAUCUAGAAUGUCAUUGUAUGAGUGGUAUGUCAAGAUUUCCUAGCACGAACCAUUAAAAACAGCACCAGACCAUUAUUCCUCCUCCACCAAACUGUACAGUUGGCACUAUGCAUUCAGGCAGGUAGCUGUCUCCUGGCAUCCGCCAAACCCAGAUUCGUCCGUCAGACUGCCAGAUGGGGUAUUCAUCCCUCCAGCGUGAUUCAUCACUCCAGACAACACAUUUCCACGGCUCCAGAGUCCAAUGGCCUUUCACCACUCCAGCCGACGCUUGGCAUGGCUUAUGGUGAUCUUAGGCUUGUGUGCGGCUGCUCGGCCAUGGAAACCCAUUUCAUGAAGCUCCCGACUAACAGUUUUUGUGCUAGGCGCUUCAGUACUCGCCGGUCCCGUUCUGUGAGCUUGUGUGGCCUACCACUUCGCGGCUGAGCCGUUGUUGCUCCUAGACGUUUCCACUUCACAAUAACAGCACUUACAGUUGACCAGGACAGCUCUAGCAGGGCAGACAUUUGAUGAACUGACUUGUUGGCAAGGUGGCAUCCUAUGACAGUGCCACGUUGAAAGUCACUGAGCUCUUUAGUAAGGCCAUUCUUCCAAUGUUUGUCUAUGGAGGUUGCAUGGCUGUGUGCUCGAUUUUAUACACCUGUCAGCAACGGGUGUGGCUGAAAUAGCCAAAUCCACUAAUUUGAAUGGGUGUCCUCAUACUUUUGUAUAUGGAGUGUACAUCUCUGAGACUGUAUGGUGUUUAGGUGUUAUAUGGUGUAUUUUAUUGUCAAUAAAAUACCAUUAUUGAACCUUCCCACUGGGCGCAGAUGUCAAUUCAACAUCUAUUCCACAUUGGUUCAACGUCUUUUCAUUGAAAUGACGUUGAAACAACGGUGAUUCAAGCAGUGUGUGCCCAGUGGGUUCACUUAGGCCAAUUAAGAAAACUGUAUUAUGUACAGUAUGAAACAAAAACUUGUGCGUGUCAAAUUCUGACCCUCACCCUCUCCAUCCCCCUCCUUCCUCCUUCAGGUCCCCCAGGACCCAGCCCAGCUGAGGAAGAACAUCUACUUCUGCCGCGGCUGCAGCCGCUACCUGCUGUCCACCGACUUUGCCCUGACGGCCAAUGCUCGCCUGGUGGGCAAGUGUCGUAGCUGUUCGGAGCUAGACAACGAGGCUCGCCGUCGUGAGGAUUUCUCCCACUACAAGACCAUCCUCAGGAGGCUCCGCAAGACUGAGGCCCAGAGGAACAAGGAGGCCAAGAUUACCUACCUGCUGCAGGUGUGUGUGUGUGUGUGUGUGUGUGUGUGUGUGUGUGUGUGUGUGUGUGUGUGUGUGUGUGUGUGUGUGUGUGUGUGUGUGUGUGUGUGUGUGUGUGUGUGUGUGUCUGUCUGACUGUGGUCGUGUGUAUCUUACAGGAGCAAGACCUGCGGUACCUGGUAGAUGUAGUGUGGGGGGCCCAGUCGGCCCUCAGUGCGUGGAGCGACAUGCAUGACCUGGUGAUGGUGAGGUGGGAUUGCCAGUGGGAGUGGAGUCCCUGGAACUGCAUCCUGCUCACCAAGGGGGAAGCUGCUGCUCACAUCAAAAUGGAGAACAUUGAGAAGGUGAACACACACACACACUUUUGAGGGUUUAAAAUGAAUUGCCUAGUUUCUACAGCAGAUGUUGUUGUAACUAAGUAAACAUAACCUAUAUUAACAACCUUACAGAGAUAGUAUUAGUACCAGAGAGAGAAGAAUCAGUUCUAGGCAAUAUUAUGUAAUAGAUUUUGAUACCACUAGCUAGAUGGGGAAAGUCUAAAGUAUCAAACCCCUGUUGACCAUGGACAGGCCUAUGGAGUGGUGUUCAUUCGGAAUGUCAAACACAAACACACACUGGCAAAGAAAUACUUCUCCCAGAUCCCCGUCAUGGCCAAAUACCUCCAGGACGUGGACUCGCAAUCAGCCACCCACGGCAACCUGUUAGUCGCCAAGCCCAUCACGAAUGCGACAACCAGGAUCCUGACCACCACCCCACAAGCCGCUGGUGGUAAGGCCACGCAGUGA